This is a messenger RNA of Solea solea (common sole), 3248 nucleotides long. It is a transcript of the gene kcnk12l, whose product is annotated as potassium channel, subfamily K, member 12 like. The record is from RefSeq and is a predicted model, not a curated record. Gene Ontology annotation, cellular component: membrane. Gene Ontology annotation, molecular function: potassium ion leak channel activity. The coding region runs from base 1393 to 2760 and encodes 455 amino acids. The transcript is spliced from 3 exons. Gene Ontology annotation, biological process: potassium ion transmembrane transport; stabilization of membrane potential. Lineage: Eukaryota; Metazoa; Chordata; Actinopteri; Pleuronectiformes; Soleidae.
AUAUGCAUUCAAGUCCAAGAGUAGGGCAUUGUUUUAUUUAUGGGAAAAGGUUUGUGUGGGGUGUAGUCCAGGAGUUGGUUGAGAAAUAGGCGCCACUCUCUUUCCACUUCAUCCUUUUGGGGAUACUUUUCAAGUUGGAGUGUUUAUGUAACCUUGUCAUGACUGGGUGUCUUUUGGGUUGUAAUGGUUAAUGUACGUCUUGGCACAUCUGGUAUUUUGGGUGAAAUUCAGUGGGGGUGGGUGUAACAGAGUUAGAAAUAACCUAUUAUAAAUUUCUACAAAAUUGAUGUGCUUGCCCUUUUAUAUAUGUUUUGGAGCCACCUGGUGGGUUAAAUGUGCAACUGCAUGGGUAGUGUUCCUUCUCCGGCACCGUAGCCUACGCGACUCGGCAAAGAAAACUUCUAAGCCGGAGACCCGAACAUGCAGUUGGUUAACACAUUACUGAUGACAGCAUUGUGUUUUGCUGCUUUUUAUAUCAGAAUAAAGAGGAAACCAGAGUGAGAGCAAGACCAGUUACACUACACAAUAUCCAUGUUCCUCAUUGAGCUUACAAUACCAGCCGAGGGGGGGAUGGAGGCUGCCUACGAACACAAGAAGGCCAAGUACUCAGAGCUGGCUGCUGAGUGCCGGGAGUGGCUGGAGGACCACCAUCUACCCAGUGGAUGUUGGAUGCUGAGGCUACGUGGGGCUGUCAACCAUACACCUUCUGAGGGACGCAGGAGUGACUGGAGGGAACCUGAAGAAGGCAACCAAAGAGCUAGCGGAGGAGGCCGAGAAGGGGAGCUUUUGGCUCUGGCUGAGGAGGAAAGAUAAUAGCUGGGGAAAGAACAACUAACCCCGACAUCAGCUGCAGGGGAAGACAGGGAGACGUCCCUGUCACUGCUCCACCACCAUGAGACGUUCCAGGAUUAAAGGAGCGAAACGUUGGUGAAUGGUGGUUCCUGGCUGAUGACCCUGCAGCUGACCCUUGGGCACCGGAGGAGGUGCGACUGGCAUCAAUUCCUAGCAGGUGUUCCACCUAGCUGUACAUUUCUCUACCUGUACUACCUGAGUUUUUUCCCUUCAGUAUCUAAAUGUAUUUUCGGAUAAUAUGUAGAUGUCCUGGGCAUACAGUAUUUACCUAUAGAUUUCUCUCGCAGUAUCUGUAGAGAGGAAUAUUAAUCAAACACUUGAUAUAGGUUUGACUGAGGUGAAGGCACAUGUUUUGUGUGUGUGUGUGUGUGUGUGUGUGUGUGUGUCAAUCACAGCUGUGCACUCCUCUGGCUCAGUCAUCAGACGGAAGUGGAUGAACUCUUGCCCUCGCCUGGAGCAUCACACGAGAUUAAAGGUGAUGAUGCCUGAAGCACAGACAUAGGCAGCAGUGGCAGAAGCAGUGGUGUAUCUGUGCUGUUCAUGGCUCAGAGAAGAGCUGCUGCCGCCAGCUGCUGCUGCUGCUGCUGCUCAAGGACGCCCAUGAAUGAAGACAACGCCCGUUUCUGCCUGCUGGCUGGACUCAUCCUGCUCUACUUGUUGUGUGGGGCGGCCAUCUUCUCAGCACUGGAGCAUCCCUUUGAGCUGCGUGCUCGUCGCCUCUGGAAGCAGCAGCUUGACAACUUCACCCAGAGAUACAGGGUGAAGCUGGACUCCCUGCACACUCUGCUACGGCAGUACGAGGAGGCGAAUGGAGCUGGUAUCAGAGUGGACACUCUGAGGCCUCGCUGGGACUUCUCUGGAGCUUUCUACUUUGUGGGAACUGUUGUCUCCACUAUUGGCUUUGGCAUGACUACACCAGCGACCAUACCUGGAAAAAUAUUCUUAGUAGUCUACGGUCUCAUUGGCUGUGCUGCCACCAUCCUCUUCUUUAACCUCUUCCUAGAGAGAAUCAUCACGAUGCUAGCUUACAUCAUGCGUUGGUGUCAUGAGCGUCGGCUAAGGUGUGGUGGGGUCAUGGUGAUGUCGAGAAGAGACGAGGCCUCUGGUGAAGAAGACAGCCUUGAAGGCUGGAAACCAUCAGUCUAUUAUGUUAUGCUGAUCCUGGGAGUAGCAUCAAUUGUGAUUGCAUGCAGUGCCUCCACUCUCUACUGCUCCAUGGAGAACUGGAGCUACGUGGACUCACUCUACUUCUGCUUCGUUGCCUUCAGCACCAUCGGUUUCGGGGACCUGGUGAGCAGUCAGAGACAGCAGUAUGACUCUCAGGAAGCAUAUCAACUUGGGAACUGCCUUUUCAUCUUAAUGGGAGUAUGCUGUAUCUAUUCGCUUUUUAAUGUCAUUUCUAUUGUCAUAAAGCAAACUCUUAACUGGAUUCUCGCUAAGCUGAUUUGCUCUGGACAGCAGCAGCCUUGUUCUUGCUCCACAGCUGGCUGCUGGGGACUCUGCUGUACCUGCUUCCAACACAAAACUCACCACCAGAGGCCCGUGCCUGGACACCUCAGGCAAAAACACUUUAAACGCAACACUGUGCAGCCCAUCACAUCCCACUGUCCUGCUGGAAGGCACCACUACACAGACAGCUCAGUGGAGACAGUGUGUGACAGUGAGACAGAUGCUGGUGCACUGGCUGAUGGGGUCUAUGUUGGGCAGCGUCUGUCAGAAGAGAUGAUCUCUGUCAGCGAGUUCAUGGUGUCCAACAGGGUGUCACUGGCACUGCUGCAGAAGCAGCUGAGUGAAACAGCUCACCAGGGCCAACAGCAGAGCUACAGCCAUCAAAAUGGCUUUUCUGGUGGUGUGGGGGCUUUGGCCAUUAUGAAUAAUCGCCUACAGGAAACAAGUAUGGAUAGGUAGCACUACAUAAUACACCACUGCUGUAGAACAGAGGUAGGCAAUAUUUUUCUCCACAGAUCCAUCCUGAUGUACAGUAGGAAAAAGGUCACUAACUUUAUUUUAAACCAUCCUAAUAUCCAAUAUGCUUCAGAGCAUUUGAAGCAACCAUACUAGUGGCCAAAAGUAGGUUUGCAGGAAUAGGUUUGCAGGAAUAGCAUGCUCUCUAUUAUUGAUCUUCUUUUAAAGGCCAAUUGGUCCAUGAUGAUAACCUGCAAAGCCAGUCAUUGUGCCUCCUUCUGGCAACAGGAAGUAACAAACUAACAACAGACAAAUGAUUUCAUUUAUAUAAAGCUUUCAGCGUGUGGUCUACAUUUGCUGUACGCUGUCAUAACAAAUUAUUGGUGGCCUUUCUCUAGCGCCAUGUAGUGGCCAUUGUAGUCACUCCACAUCCCAACAUUCACAGGGGUGUGAGGGCCCGUUCAGUGCUGCUUGCAGCCCUAGUAUAACAU